AUGAACGAGAAACCCGCUCUCAACUAUGGAUCGCUGCCAACUGUGUCACUCGACAAGCUCAUCGAUGGUGAUGCUGGGACGGUGAACGAGCUCACUUCCGCCUGUCGAGACAUUGGCUUUUUCUACUUGGACCUGCGCAAUGUACGGACAAAUAAUAUUCUGGAAGACGUGGAUAGGAUCUUUUCCAUCACAGAUGACCUGUUCCGGUUGCCUUUUGAGAAGAAACAAGAAUAUAGCACAGAGAAAUUCUCCGUUUCCAAGAUACUAGGAUAUAAACCGCCGGGUUUGACCACGGGCCCGUAUGGUGGGAAGAAGGAUGGAUUCGAAAGCUUCAUGAUCCCCAAUAAUGCGCUCUUCGACCUCGACCCCAACAUGCCCAUGACGGCUCCCGAGCCACUGACUUCAAAGCGGGACCUUUUGGAACACUUUGUUGGGGAUAUUCACGAGCAAGGGCUUUUGAUCCUCUCGACAUUGUCUCGGGCGUUGCAGCUCCCUCUCGACCUGAAAGACUGCCAUCGCAAGUGCGAGCUAUCGACGACGGGACUUGGUCUACUCAAGUAUCUGCCUUACGGCAGUAGUGACGCGAAUAUUGGCCACAUUGCACAUACCGACCUUGGCAGCCUGGCAAUUGUCUUCUCCAACACUGGUGGUUUGCAAGUAUUCAUGCCAGGCCUGGAGGACUGGCGGUACAUUGCUCCCAAACCCGGGCACGCGAUCGUAAACGUGGGAGACUCCUUGACUGCCCUUUCGAAAGGUGUUCUCCGAUCGUGUUUGCACCGGGUUGUGCCUCCGCCCGACGCUUGGGACCAGAUCAAGUUCUCCCUCGUCUAUCUCAUGCGUCCGGAAUAUGACACCGUUUUCACCACGAGUGAUGGGAAGGAAUGGAGGAGCUUGGACUGGCACAACCGAAAGUUCACCGUAUUGAGAGCGACUCAUUUGGUUCAGAGUCAAGACUCAGUCUUGACCGGCCGUCAUGGCUUCAUUGGCCUCGCCGACACACCCAGCUUGACCAAGCCCUAA
Molecule: messenger RNA, 1020 nt
Organism: Aspergillus pseudoviridinutans
Lineage: Eukaryota; Fungi; Ascomycota; Eurotiomycetes; Eurotiales; Aspergillaceae
Exons: 3
Coding region: 1-1020 (339 amino acids)
Molecular function (GO): dioxygenase activity
Source: RefSeq, a predicted model, not a curated record